AAAUGCAUACCGUACUUCUUACCAAGUAAUUAAGUUAUUACAAGUGUUUGAUUUGUUGCAAUGUGUGAAUUGAAUUUCGUAGGGAGCCGGAACAUAACGACCUGCGGCAGGAAGCAGAAGGAAUGUUACCAAGGAGCCAAAUUCGACAUGGAGUCCAUCACAGGAAUGGGCAUCACUUGCGAUUGCAUACCAGCUUGUUACGAGUUGGUGUACUUAGAGAGUAAGUCCUUUGGAGGACUAUUACCCGUUCUAAAUUAUUCUGAAAAGGAAGAUUGGAACGUGACCACCAGCUACAUAACGAGAAACUUGGCAAUCCUACAUAUCUUUUUCCCCACCGGUCAGUUUACUAAGGAAGUUAAAGCUGAAUUGUACGGAUUUACAGAAAUUUUGUCUAACGUGGGCGGGUUGCUCAGCCUCUGCAUGGGUUUCAGCUUUCUGAGCAUCAUAGAAAUGCUCUACUUUGUUACAGUGAAAAUGCUUUGCAAUUGGUUAUUGACGAAUAAAAAGAAAAAAAUCAGAAGAAACGAUGAUUUCCAACUUUACAACAGUGUUGGUGUAACGAAAUUUCCUUUUCUUAAAUGAAAUAUCUUUCAAAUGUAUUUGUUCC
Phyllotreta striolata is the source of this 607-nucleotide messenger RNA. NCBI's taxonomy places the organism in Eukaryota, Metazoa, Arthropoda, Insecta, Coleoptera, Chrysomelidae. The record is from the annotation of a GenBank genome assembly.